CUUGAAAGCAUUCAUGUGAGGAGGAAAGCUCAAAAGGAGACCAUCGUUUCCAGGUUUAGGAGCCUCAGCAAUCAUUUCGGGGGGGCUCUGAUUUUUGUUUUUCGCCAUGGAAAUCUCCUCCAGCUUCCUUCUCUAUCAUCAUCUUCUUCUUCUUCUUCUUCUACUUUCUGCUUCUCUGUCUUCUUCUGCAGUUCAGGAAGACGACAUAAGAUGUCUUCGAGGGGUUAAGGAUUCGCUCGUUGAUCCUCUUGGGAAGCUCAGUUCCUGGGAUUUCAAGAACACGUCGGUUGGAAAUCUUUGCAAUAAAUUUGUCGGACUGUCUUGCUGGAACGACCGGGAGAAUCGCAUUCUGAGCCUUGAACUCAGAGAUAUGGCGCUCUCUGGUUCCAUUUCUGAGGAUUUGCAGUACUGUGUGAGCCUGCAGAGACUGGAUCUGUCUGGUAAUUCCUUUUCCGGCGCGAUUCCGCCGCAUAUUUGUAAGUGGCUUCCGUAUUUGGUUAAUUUGGAUUUGUCCAACAAUCAAUUUUCCGGCCCUAUUCCGGCUGAUCUCGCCGGAUGUUCUUAUCUGAAUUCGUUAAUGUUGUCUAAUAAUGCGCUUUCGGGUACGAUACCAGUUGAGCUUACGAGUUUGAGUAGGCUUAAUAAAUUUUCUGUUGCGAACAAUCAUCUCACUGGUUCGAUUCCCGAAUCUUUUAAUAAAUUUGGGAGUGAGGAUUUUGAUGGGAACAGUGAGUUAUGUGGAGGGCCUGUUGGAUCGAGCUGUGGUGGGUUGAGCAAGAAAAAUCUAGCGAUUAUUAUAGCUGCUGGUGUGUUUGGUGCUGCAGCUUCUCUGUUAUUAGGUUUUGGGUUAUGGUGGUGGUAUCAUUCUAGGAUGAACAUGAAGAAAAGAAGGGGAUAUAGGGAUGGGAGUAAUGGGGAUUGGGCUGAUAGAUUAAGAGCCUAUAAGCUAGUUCAAGUUUCCUUGUUUCAAAAGCCUCUUGUGAAAGUUAAGUUAGCUGAUUUGUUAGCUGCUACGAACAAUUUCAAUGGUGAAAAUAUAAUGGUUUCUUCUAGAACUGGAACUACUUAUAGAGCUGCUCUUCCAGAUGGCUCUGUGCUUGCUAUAAAGCGGCUCAAUACCUGCAAGCUUGGUGAGAAGCUGUUUCGGACGGAGAUGAACCGGUUAGGAUCGUUGAGGCACCCGAAUUUGACACCCCUUUUGGGAUUCUGUGUUGUGGAAGAGGAAAAGCUUUUGGUUUAUAAGUAUAUGUCUAAUGGGACUCUGGCUUCUUUGUUACAUGGAAAUGGUGAGAUAUUGGAUUGGGCAACUAGGUUUAGGAUUGGUUUGGGUGCAGCUAGGGGUCUUGCUUGGCUUCACCAUGGAUGCCAACCUCCAUUCAUGCAUCAAAACAUAUGUUCUAGUGUAAUUCUUGUGGAUGAUGAGUAUGAUGCUAGGAUCAUGGAUUUUGGAUUGGCAAGGUUAAUGGCUUCGGAUUCUCACGACAGUAGUUUCGUUAAUGGAGAUUUAGGGGAGCUCGGUUACAUUGCUCCCGAAUAUCCCAGCACCAUGGUUGCUUCUCUAAAAGGGGAUGUUUAUGGAUUUGGGGUUGUGCUUUUGGAGUUGGUCACUGGCCAAAAACCUCUAGAAGUCACUAAAGCAGAGGAAGGCUACAAGGGUAACUUGGUGGAUUGGGUUAAUCAGCUAAGUAGUUCGGGUCGAAUCAAGGACGUUAUCGAUAAAAGUCUUUGUGGAAAAGGGAACGACGACGAAAUCUUACAACUUGUGAAAAUUACAAUGAACUGCAUUGUUUCUAGGCCCAAGGACAGGUGGUCUAUGUAUCAGGUUUAUCAGUCAAUGAAAUCAAUGGCUAAGGACUACAGUUUCUCUGAACCAGACGAUGCGUUCCCACUUUUACUUGGCAAGGGAGAUAACGAACCCGUGUAAUUCCAGAAACCGUACGUAGAUGCCAACAUUAUAUAGAGGAGGACUUGGGAUUUCUUCAUCUUCUGGUUAAAACUUGUUAGGAUGUGUAUAUCAUGAGGCAUUGAAAGAUCAAAAAUGGCGUGUUCUUCUUUCGUCUCACCUGGUGCCACUGUCUACUCGUUUCGAUAUCGACAAAUCUCGAACUGUGCUAUUAUAUUCAGGUUAUUCUUGUAUAAAUGUAGAAGUAUGUAUAUGUAGAAGGUGAAAAAUGUGUGUUCUUCACUUUCAGAUUCUGAAUUUGUUUUGAAUGAUUCUUAUUAUUGAUUUUUAGCAGGAUUAAUGGUUAUUUUCAACCCUGCCUGCUCCCA
Cucurbita pepo subsp. pepo (vegetable marrow) is the source of this 2271-nucleotide messenger RNA. Its product is annotated as inactive LRR receptor-like serine/threonine-protein kinase BIR2. Gene Ontology annotation, biological process: protein phosphorylation. The record is from RefSeq and is a predicted model, not a curated record. NCBI's taxonomy places the organism in Eukaryota, Viridiplantae, Streptophyta, Magnoliopsida, Cucurbitales, Cucurbitaceae. Gene Ontology annotation, molecular function: ATP binding; protein kinase activity; protein binding.